ACCAAUUUGUAAAUCACAACGACGUCGUUUACUUGAAAUCUCAAGGGGAAAAAAACAACCUUCGGACUUUCUCCUUCCUCCGCCGCCUUCCCCGAAGAACAAUUCGACGAAGCUGAAGGUGUUGCAGCGGCGGGAGAGUUCUGAAAAUUGAGUGCAAAUGUCGACUGUUUAUGUAUUGGAGCCGCCGACGAGAGGGAAGGUCGUGUUGAAUACGACGUGUGGGCCGCUCGACAUCGAGCUCUGGCCUAAGGAAGCUCCAAAAGCCGUCAGAAAUUUCGUCCAGCUCUGUCUCGAAGGCUACUACGAUAACACCAUCUUUCACCGGAUCAUCAAGGACUUCAUUGUUCAGGCCGGCGAUCCUACCGGCAGCGGCACAGGUGGUGAAAGUAUAUAUGGGGGUGUUUUCCCGGAUGAAUUUCACUCACGUCUUAGAUUCAAGCAUAGGGGCCUAGUAGCAUGUGCAAAUGCUGGGUCACCACAUUCAAAUGGAAGUCAGUUUUUUAUAACCUUAGAUCGAUGUGAUGAUCUUGACAAGAAGCACACAAUUUUUGGAAAGGUCACUGGGGACUCUAUAUAUAACCUAGCAAGUUUGGGUGACUUUGAAACUGACAAGGAUGAUCGCCCUGUGGAUCCACCCAAGAUAAAAUCAGUUGAGGUUUUAUGGAACCCAUUUGACGAUAUUGUUCCUAGAGCACCUGCAAGGUCUGUUGUCCCAUCUACUGUUGAUUCUGACAACAAGGACACAAAGAAGAAAGCUGUGAAGAAACUAAAUUUACUAUCAUUUGGAGAAGAAGCUGAAGAAGACGAGAAAGAACUGGCAGCUGUGAAGAAAAAAAUUAGGAGUAGUCAUGACGUGUUGGAUGACCCACGUCUACUAAAGGAUGAGAUUCCAGGCAGUGAAUUGAACUCGUCCGAGAGUAAACGAAUAAGGGAUUUGCAACUAUCUGUUAGAGAAGCUUUAGCAUCAAAGAAACAAGAGUCUCAUAGAAAUCCAGAUGCUGAAAUUUCUAAUCAAUACAGUGAUAGCGACGAUAAUGAAGCUAACUUUGAUGCACGCAUGAGGCAACAGAUAUUGAGGAAAAGAACAGAGUUGGGAGAUGAACCAUCUCACAACAAAUCGAAAAAUGGACCUUCUGUGUCAAAGAAUGAUAAAGGAUCUACUCAAAGGUCCAAUGCUGAGAGCAUUAAUCGUGAGCAACCAAAGAUUGAGAAGUUAUCUUUGAAGAAAAAGGGAAUUGGAUCUGAAGCAAGAGCUGAACGAAUGGCUAAUGCUGACUCAGACUUGCAGUUAUUGGGUGAAGCUGAAAGAGGAAGACAGCUGAAAAAAUUAAAGAACAGGAGACGUCAAGGACAUGAAGAUGAAGUUCUGGCAAAACUUGCGAAUUUUAUGAAAGCCAGGUCUGAAAAACCAGUAAUCUCCAGUGCUGAAUCUUCUGGGGGUGGCAAUGAUGAUGACAUGUCAGACUGGAGAUCUGUUGGGUUAAAAUUCACACCAGAACCUGGCAAGGACCGCAUGUCUCGUAAUGAGGAUCCAAAUGACUAUGUUGUGCACGACCCUCUCCUGGAGAAGGGAAAAGAGAAAUUUAACAAAAUGCAAGCCAAACAAAAACGACGCGAACGAGAAUGGGCAGGCAAAUCCCUUACUUGACUCACCCAAUCAGGACUCAGGACAUGGGUUCAUGACUUGUGGGUUACCCAUAAAUGCCAGAUUGACUUGGCUGGCUCCAUUUUUGACUACUGAACCAGACCAAAAGCUUCAAAACUACACUUCUCUGUUCCCACGGAGACGUUGGAUAUUGAUUCAGGUUCAUUAUUGACAGCCAAUUGUCUAAGACACGCAAGUUUCUGAAUCUGGAAAGAGAAACAGUAUACGACUCUCCCUACUCACCUCACUGUAUCCUUCAUCUGUCUACUAAUCAAAUUUGUAACUUUCUUCUAAUUCAGUCAAGACUUGAUCGAGAUAGAGGAGAAGGCUACCCCCACUUAUCAAAUGUAAAUAUUUCCAACGGCUUGAGCUUGAGAUUUGUAUUUGUUUGAUACAAAUUGCAGGGAUAUCCUCGAAGCUUCUUUGCAAAAACCUUAAAUACUUCUAGAAGUUCAAACAUAAUUGAGCUGAGAACUACAAAUUCUUUGGGCAGAAAUAAUCCAAUUUCCUUUUGUUGGCAGUUUUAUUCAGGGGGGAGCUUUUCAAGCAUCAAUAUUCUGCGUGCUGUACCGCACAUUCAGACUGGAAAAGUCUUCAACAAUGCAUUUUCUUCGGAGACCCGGUUCCGCCGUCAGACGCGCAGAGAUCAUCGGCCGACCAUCCUGUCAGGAAAUGGAAAUUUACUCGUUUUGAUGAACUUGGGAAAUUUUUGAACGAGUUGUUUUCUUGUUUAUUCAAACUUGGUUUCAUUUCAAUUGGUUCAGCGGGAAAGGAAAUGGAUUUAGCCUAACUCUAUAUAUUAUUACAUUCCUUGACUAAGUCAUGGACCUGUUCUUUACAGUGCUUAAAUUUAUCAGUUUAUUUGUUACUGUUUGGGUAUUGGAAA
This is a messenger RNA of Momordica charantia (bitter melon), 2531 nucleotides long. Its product is annotated as Cyclophilin-like peptidyl-prolyl cis-trans isomerase family protein. Gene Ontology annotation, biological process: protein peptidyl-prolyl isomerization; protein folding. Gene Ontology annotation, molecular function: peptidyl-prolyl cis-trans isomerase activity. The record is from RefSeq and is a predicted model, not a curated record. Gene Ontology annotation, cellular component: catalytic step 2 spliceosome. Lineage: Eukaryota; Viridiplantae; Streptophyta; Magnoliopsida; Cucurbitales; Cucurbitaceae.